This is a messenger RNA of Lucilia cuprina (Australian sheep blowfly), 2004 nucleotides long. RefSeq lists its product as uncharacterized. Bases 1 to 2004 code for a protein of 667 amino acids. NCBI's taxonomy places the organism in Eukaryota, Metazoa, Arthropoda, Insecta, Diptera, Calliphoridae. The record is from RefSeq and is a predicted model, not a curated record. The transcript has 4 exons.
AUGAGCAAAAAAAUUGAUCGAGAAUCCCUACAAGCUUGGGCAGAACAUUGUGGUAAAGUAUUAUUCCCUUCGCUGGACAGUUUUAUCACAUUUAUUAAUAAAAGACGUGAUGCUUUGGAACGUUUACCAUCUACAAAUAAACAUUUACAAAAGAGUAAGUCGAUUCGCACUUAUACUAGCAACAUGAAAAAGGGAUGCGUUGUUUGUACCCAAACCCAUUAUCUCUCUUAUUGCCCUACGUUUAAUAGAGUUGAUACGUCUUCUCGAAUUGAAAUAAUAAAAGAGAAGAAUUUGUGCUUUAACUGCCUGAAACCAAAUCAUCGAGUACAAAACUGUCCGUCAAGAAUUACUUGUGAAGUUUGCCAUGGUCAUCAUCACUCUUUAAUACAUUUGGAGCAUAAGCCGCCAGCUAACUCUUCAACUAAGGUAAAAAAGCCAAAGGAUGAACUAACAAAAAAGCCAGCUGCUGCUAAUACAACAUUCCUCAUAUCUGAGGAUUCUUCGGUAAAUUUAUCAACAUCAUCUGAGGUAAAUUAUAUAAAUAUGUUAUUGCCAACUGCUAGGGUUGUGGUUAAAGAUAAUAUGGGAUAUUAUCAAAGCUGUAAUAUAUUAUUAGAUUCCGGUUGUCAAAAUACUUUAAUUUCAGAAAAGUGUGCCCAAAGAUUAAGCCUAGUAAGAAGCCCUUCUAAAAUUUACGUAAGUGGACUGGCUAAUAUGAAGGCUGGAGCAACGAGAGAGGGCAGUAUUUGUAAAAAUGGUAAUUUAGUUGCCCAAAAUACAGCCUUCGGUUGGGUAGUGUGUAGUGGAUGUUCGAUGGAAGAUUCCUUUGCCGUAUUCUAUACAAUGAAUUACUAUAGUCCAGAAGAGGAUAUUAAUCACUCAUUACGUUUAUUUUGGGAAAUUGAAAGAGUCUGUUAUAAAGAACCAUCAUUAACUAAGGAUGAUCAAAGGGCUGAAGAUUAUUAUAGAGCUACGACACUGCGAGGCAAAAGAUAUUCAGUGAGAUUGCCUUUCAAACAUAAGCCCGAAUUAGGAAUUUCUUAUAAUGCUGCAUUGAGAAGACUUCAAGCUUUGGGACGUAAGUUUAAAUCUAACAUUAUUUUAAAGGAUUCUUAUUCUGAGUUUAUGAGAGAAUAUCUUAAUAUGGGACAUAUGGAACUUAUUCCAAAAGAUGAGAUAAAUCGCCCUGCUCCCGAAAUAUAUUAUCUACCACACCAUGCUGUGUUAAAAGAUUUUAGUAUUACUACAAAGGUACGUGUUGUUUUUGACGGUUCUAGUAAACCAUCAAAUGGGAAAUCUCUAAAUGACAAUCUUCUAAAAGGUUCCAUUUUGCAGCAAGAUAUAGUAGCUGUAAUAUUACGACAUAGAUUAACGUAUGGUACCACACCCGCACCAUAUCUUUUAAUACGUACACUUUUGACGUUGAGCGAAGAUGAGCGUGAACAUUUUCCCUUAGCUAGUGAAGCUUUAAAAACGAGUUUUUAUCUUGAUGAUUGUAUGGCUGGCUCCAAUACAAUAGAAGAUGCUGCAAAACUAGCGGAACAGUUAAAUGAGUUGCUUACGGCUGGCGGCUUUCAAUUAAGAAAAUUGGCUGCUAAUAAUAGCAAUGUUCUAAUAAAAAUUCCCGAGAGUGAUAAAUUAGAGACUCAUAGAACUGGCUAUAUAUUGGAAUCCCUACCUGAGGUCAAAUGGAGGUAUGUACCUACUAAAUUAAAUCCUGCUGAUUGUGCUAGCAGAGGUGUUAGAUCUAGCUAUAUAGUCGAAGAUAAAAUGUGGUUUAAAGGUCCACCAUUCCUUCUACAUGAUUCUAGUGAGUGGCCAAAAUCAAUUAAAGACGUUAUAACUGAUGAAGAGUUACAUGUGGGUAAAUUAUUUGCAUUUCAUAAUGCAACAACUUCCAAAUCGGAUGACACCCCUUUAGAUGUUUGUGCUAUUUUAAAUAAAAGAAUAUCUAAUUUUCAACGCAUGAUGAUACAAAUACCAUCAGAACUUGGAAUUUCUUGA